UUUUGGACGUGUUGCUGCCAUGUCUGUCGCAAAACGAGUAAGUGAAGAAUUUGGUUGUCGUCUUGGACAAGAAGUUGGAUAUACCAUUCGUUUUGAAGAUUGUACAUGUCAAGACACAAUAGUUAAAUACAUGACAGAUGGAAUGUUGUUGCGUGAAUGUCUUCUCGAUCCAGAUUUGUCAUCUUAUUCGUGUAUAAUGCUUGAUGAAGCUCACGAACGUACAAUUAAUACUGAUGUGUUAUUUGGAUUAUUAAAAACUACAGUAAAGAGGAGGCCUGAAUUAAAAUUGAUUGUGACGAGCGCAACUUUGGAGCAAGUCAAAUUUUCUGAAUAUUUUUUCAAUGCACCAAUAUUUCGUAUACCUGGAAGAACUUUCCCAGUAGAAAUUUUAUAUACAAAAGAGCCUGAAACUGAUUAUUUGGAUGCUUCACAUAUUACAGUUAUGCAAAUACAUUUAACUGAACCUCCUGGUGAUAUUUUGCUUUUUUUGACUGGACAGGAAGAAAUUGAUACUUCUUGUGAAAUACUUUAUGAAAGAAUGAAAAAGUUGGGUCCAGAUGUUCCAGAAUUAAUUAUUUUACCUGUUUAUGGUGCACUUCCAAGUGAAAUGCAAACAAGAAUUUUUGAUCCAGCACCGCCAGGAACUCGAAAAGUUGUAAUAGCAACAAACAUUGCAGAAACCUCAUUAACUAUUGAUGGAAUUUAUUAUGUUGUUGAUCCAGGAUUUGUUAAACAAAAAAUUUAUAAUCCAAAAUCUGGAAUGGAUUCACUUGUUGUAACACCAAUAUCACAAGCACAAGCAGCACAACGUGCUGGGCGUGCUGGAAGAACUGGACCAGGAAAAUGUUAUCGUUUAUAUACUGAAAGAGCUUAUCGUGAUGAAAUGUUACCAACACCAGUCCCAGAAAUUCAAAGAACAAAUUUAGCUAGCACAUUAUUACAACUUAAAGCUAUGGGAAUUAAUAAUUUGAUAGAAUUUGAUUUUAUGGAUGCACCGCCAUCUGAAGCUAUGAUUACUGCACUUUUUCAAAUUUAUCAAUUAUCAGCACUUGAUCCAGAUGGUCUUUUAACAAGAUUGGGAAGAAGGAUGGCAGAAUUUCCAUUAGAACCAUCACUUUCAAAAAUGUUAAUAAUGUCUGUUGAAUUGGGCUGUGCUGAUGAUAUUUUAACUAUUGUAUCGAUGUUAUCAGUACAAAAUGUAUUUUAUAGACCAAAAGAAAAACAAGAAUUGGCUGAUGAGAAAAAAUCAAAAUUUCAUCAACCUGAAGGUGAUCAUUGUACGUUACUUGCCGUUUAUAAUGCUUGGAAACAUCAUCAUUUUUCACCUCAAUGGUGUUUUGAAAAUUUUAUACAAGUUAGAACAUUAAAAAGAGCACAGGAUAUAAGAAAACAACUUUUAAGUAUUAUGGAUAGACACAAAUUAGAAAUAAAAAGUGCUGGUCGUGACACACAAAGAAUUCAAAGGGCUAUAUGUUCUGGAUUUUUUAGAAAUGCUGCGAAAAGAGAUCCUCAAGAAGGUUAUCGAACAAUUGUUGAUGGACAAACUGUCUAUAUACAUCCAUCAAGCAGUCUGUUUCAAAAUCAACCUGAAUGGGUUGUUUAUCAUGAAUUGGUUCAAACAACUAAAGAAUAUAUGAGAGAGGUAACUGCUGUUGAACCAACAUGGUUAGUCGACUUGGCACCUUCAUUCUUUAAACGUGGUGAUAGUAUGAAAUUAUCAUCGUUUAAGAAAGGACAAAAAAUUGAACCUUUACAUAAUAAAUAUGAAGAUCCAAAUGCUUGGCGUCUUUCAAGAUUGAAAAAGAAGAUUUAUAAUCCUAACAGAUAA
Messenger RNA from Meloidogyne enterolobii, 1828 nucleotides. NCBI's taxonomy places the organism in Eukaryota, Metazoa, Nematoda, Chromadorea, Rhabditida, Meloidogynidae. The record is from the annotation of a GenBank genome assembly.